This is a messenger RNA of Cherax quadricarinatus, 3706 nucleotides long. Its product is annotated as HAUS augmin-like complex subunit 3. The record is from RefSeq and is a predicted model, not a curated record. Gene Ontology annotation, biological process: centrosome cycle; spindle assembly. Gene Ontology annotation, cellular component: HAUS complex; mitotic spindle; centrosome. NCBI's taxonomy places the organism in Eukaryota, Metazoa, Arthropoda, Malacostraca, Decapoda, Parastacidae.
GACGGACCAGGGUUCCAUCCUGGGGGACCCCUCAAGGGAGGUUCCUAGACGCUGGUGAGGGGCUCUUCAUCUAGGGAAUUGGAUCUGUGCUCCGGUUCCCAGAAUUGAGCCUGAAUACCUUCCAUCCCCCCACAUAUGCUGUAUAAUCCUAUGGGUUUAGCGCUUCCCUGUGAUUAUAAUAAUCCGUCCUGGGGGUGGUACUCGUUUCAUUGACACCUAAGCUUAUUUAGGCCGAGAUGAAUGGAGAACGUCUAGUUUCUCACCUGCAACUGUUGGAUGUACCAGGGACUGAUCACUUAAAGGGGGAAAACUAUGACUGGCUCUUCCUUGAAAAUCCCUCAUCCCCAUUACCUGCAUUUCUGGAGUGGUUUACUGAGAACAUAUCGGCUAAUGACGUUCUCACAGAUGAGGAUUUAAAUGAAUAUGAAGAACUAAUGUCCAAGGGAGAAGUACUGACAGGCUAUCAUCUGGAGAAGAUGGAAGCCUGCCUCUCAGGAUUGCCUGUAGCUUUCAGUACAUCUGAGGAAGACAGCCAGAAAGAUGUGCUCACUCUGGAGGAAUGCAAGAGACUGAAGGACCAGUUAAAGGUUCUGGUAAUGAGAAGGAACCAAUUAAGUGCCCAUAAGAUGGAGCUGCGGGAAGAAGUGUACCAGAGCAGUGAACGCCUCAAGGAAGAAGAAGUCUACUUCAAGAAUCAUCACAAGGCUAUAUUAAACACCAGCAUUCACCUUUCAAAAUCUCAAGAAGAGAUCAGCAAAAGCCUUGAUGCAGUUACCAAAGUGUUUCUGGAAUUUGACAAAAUGCCAACAGAGGAAGCCAAAUUCUUCUCUCAGUUGAACCUGGAGGAGUGGUACCAAGAAGAAGACAAAUUCACAGAUACUCUAGAAACUUACAUUAGAAGACAGUUUAGAGAGGGUGUGAGAGAUGUUGCUGGUGCUGGUGACACUUCAGAGUACUGCUUACUGGAUGUAAGUAAUCUAGAUCUGCAGCUGGUGCGAGGAGCGGGAAACGCUGAAUAUGCACAGAAUGUAGACGAGCUCAAAAGACUGAAUAAUUUGCUACGACAGACUGAAGAAUGGAGACUGAAAGGCUUGUUACUGCAGCAUCAAAAACGAGCAGAAAUAGAGGAGGCCAAUAGACAAUUUGCUGCCAUCCACAGAAGCCAACUACCAUCUAAUCUGGCACUACUUGAGCAACAAGCUCGAGAGGCCAGUGAAUCUCGCAAAGCUGUAGAAUGGGAAAAACAGCAGCAGCAGCAAGUGAUGCAGUCUCUUAUAACAGAGGUGGCACAGCUGGAGAGUACAAAAACUAUCUCUGGAAACUAUCAGCUUAAGCGCCAGCGACAGGAAUAUUUUCUCGAUAAGCAAAAACUUGUGAUGGAUGAACUGGUAUCACAAGUGGCUCGGUACAAUUGGAUCAACAUUGCCCUGGAUAUUGAGAGAGGAAAAAUUGCAGAUAUUCUGAAUGUCCUGCAGAGUAUCAGUUCAAUAAUUACCCAAAAAGAUGUUAGCUACAAUAAAAGAAUGCAAUACCUGCAAGCUUUCACCAAGAAACAUGAGGAGCAGAAGGCAGCAGGUCAGCUGCCCUUACCCCUGGUGACCCUCUCUCGGCUGCUUCCUGUUGCUGCUAAACAACAGUCACAGGAGGAGCACACAGCUGAAACAGUAACUGGGGAAUACUUGCACAAGCAAGUUGCCAUGUUGCAGAAAGGCCUUGAUGUAGCCAGAGAACAAGUGGUCACUGCAAGGAAUCCACAAUUCUCUUGCCUCAGUAGAAUGACAAUGAAUUGUGCAGUGCUGGAGACAAGUCUUUUUGGCAAUCCUGGUAGCCUUAGAACCUUGCCUAUAGCAUGGUUGAAGCCAGAUCUUGCAGAUCGCUACAUUUCUUUGGAUCAAGAGUUGUGGAACUUCAAGCAAAAAUUUAUCAAUUUAAUCAUUCAACAUGAAGAAAAGAAGAAAAUACUUCAACUUGAGCCAACAGUACGGAAAGACUUCACCAGGUGGAUAAGCGGUGUUGUAAAGGCACUGUCAAAAGUGUAGUUGAGCAGUGCUUGACAAAAUUUUUUUAUAUGGUUCUUUACACACAACAAUUGAGUUUGAUGUACUGUAUAUUAUUAUGCAUGUAUAUGUACAUAAGAAAAUCCUGAUUUAUGUGUAUGAUUACAACACUGUAUAUUUUAUACAUGCAUGAACUGUACAUUCCAUGGGGGAGUGGAGAAGAAUCCUUCCUCAGUAAGCCAUGCAUGUUGUAAGAAGUGACUAAAAUACCAGAAGCAAGGGGCUAGUAACCCCUUCUCCUGUAUAUAUUACUAAAUGUAAAAGGAGAAACUUUCGUUUUUUCUUUUGGGCCACCCCGCCUCGGUGGGAUACGGCCGGUGUGUUGAAAGAAAGAAGAAAGAAAAAGAAGAAAAGCUUUUGUUCCUUCUUUUUUGAGUCACCCUACCUCAAUGGGAGAUGGCUGAUGUUUAAAAAAAACUACAUAUGUAACCUAGGGUGAUUAAAAAAAAACAUGAAAUUAGAUCUACGUUCAUGUGCAUAGCACUCCGAACAUAGAUCUACGUUUUUUUACAUGCUUUCAAAUGGAGAAGAUAUAGGUUGGAGCACUACGCACGGGAACGUAGAUCUACAUUUGGACAGUUUAAGAUUAUUGGGUAAUUCUUAUUAUUGCAUAAUAUAUCAUUAGCUUAGUUUUUUUUUCUGUUUUGAUUUACAGUGUACAAUACGCUGUUAGAUAGGAGUGAGUUAAGACAAAUGGUUUUUGGGACUUGAAGAGCUGUUGGAGUGUGAUCAGGGUAAUAUUUUGUGAAGGGAUUCAGGAAAACGGUUAGCUAGAGUUGAGUCCUGGAGGUGGAAGUACAGUGUUUACACUAUAAAGGAGAGGUUCAGAUAUUUAUUUGGAGAUGCAUCUGAACUGUUAAAUCUGCACACCUCUGGCAAGACAGUGAUAAUGUGAAUGAUGGUGAAAGGUUUUCUUUUACAGGUCACCCUGCCUCAUUAGGAGAAGGCCAGUGUGUCAAAAAAAAAAUAAAAUUCUACAUUCAUUAAUUAGAUUACAGUCUCUCCUCACUUAAUGACGUACUCAUUUACCGAUAACUCGGAGUUACGACGGGCUCUCUGACCAGUAUGCAAACCUAAAUAAUGUAUAUUAGAACUGAUUUCAUCUAUUCUGUUUAUUACAAUAUACAGUACACUAUUGUGUAAACAUUUAAAAAUACACCAGAAAUGUUAUAAAUGGUACAAAAGUGACAUUAAAAAAAUACCUGAAGAUGGUUGACACAAGCCCACUACCAGUAUAGUAUGCUCCUCGCUUAGUGAUGAAUUCUUUUAUCGACGUGGUCUUAGGAACAGAACUCUUUCGUUAAGUGAGGAGAAAGUGUAUUUUUGGUUAGUUUUCAGUAUGAAUUGACAAAACUUUUGUAUGAGUGAGAUUACAAAAAUAAAAUAAAAUUUGUGCAUUUAAUAGUUCUAAAGUUCAGUAUUAGGUUAUGAAAAAUUUAUAAUAUUAUUGUGCAUAUUGCUGUUACAGUGAGGCCUGACUGGCCAAGUGAAAACUCCCAUUCAUGGCAAAUACGGUAAUGUAAAAUUAUGCAACAACCAAUAAGUAGUGAUGCUAAUGAGUAAUGGUGACUGUGGUGGAUAAAAAUGAGAUUGUUUUGCCAUGAUUGUAACAAUAGUGAACAAUUCUUUAACUAAUGAACUUUGUUAUU